Molecule: messenger RNA, 5163 nt
Organism: Pan troglodytes (chimpanzee)
Lineage: Eukaryota; Metazoa; Chordata; Mammalia; Primates; Hominidae
Gene: NPY4R
Product: neuropeptide Y receptor Y4
Exons: 3
Coding region: 735-1862 (375 amino acids)
Biological process (GO): G protein-coupled receptor signaling pathway
Cellular component (GO): neuron projection; plasma membrane
Molecular function (GO): pancreatic polypeptide receptor activity; neuropeptide binding
Source: RefSeq, a predicted model, not a curated record
AGCAAGCAAGCAAGCAAGCAAGCAAGCGCAGCUCCAGCCUGCCUGUAUCCAGGGUUGAGGUGGGCGUGAGAGACACACGCAGGCAGGGCUGCAGCUCCGGGCAGGCCUUGGGGGCUCAAGAUGCGGCUCCCCAGGGCGAGUGCUGGGGUCCCGGGGCAGGCGGGCGGCUGGAGCGCUCUCGUGGGCGGGCGCAAGGGGCAGGCUGGGCGGGCGCAGGCGGGAGCGUAGCAGCCGCUCCACUCCGCACGCAGGCAGCAUCGGGGCAGCAGGAGCAGGUGAAGCAGGCGCGGCUCUGCCCCGCGCCUGGUGCCUCCUGGGCACAGGAGUGCGGCCGGGGGCGGGGCCGAGUGGGCCCCGGUACGAACCCUCCGGGAAGCCGGGCGCGCUGCCUGCCCUUGGCCCGGAGCGCAGAGCGUCACACUGGAUCUGGGGAGCAUCCUACCCCCACUGUGGACCUCAGUCUCCUCACCUGAGACAUGGGCGGCCCCAUCCGCACCCUAUAAGCCGCAAGCCAAGGAGAUUCCUGGCCCCCAUCCUGGAUUCACUUAACUACAUCUCCUGGUGGAAGGGCCCUGGGAUCUGCACUUUCAACAUGCUUCUAGAAUGAUUCUGAUGUUUACUGAAGGUUGAGAACUGCAACCCUGUGGGAUUAAUAAUGACUAGAGAAUCUGAGAGGCGUCAUCCCUCAAGUGUAUCACUUAGUUCAAGAGUCCUGGAAUCUUUUCACAUCCACUAUGAACACCUCUCACCUCCUGGCCUUGCUGCUCCCAAAAUCUCCACAAGGUGAAAACAGAAGCAAACCCCUGGGCACCCCAUACAACUUCUCUGAACAUUGCCAGGAUUCCGUGGACGUGAUGGUCUUCAUCGUCACUUCCUACAGCAUUGAGACUGUCGUGGGGGUCCUGGGUAACCUCUGCCUGAUGUGUGUGACUGUGAGGCAGAAGGAGAAAGCCAACGUGACCAACCUGCUUAUCGCCAACCUGGCCUUCUCUGACUUCCUCAUGUGCCUCCUCUGCCAGCCGCUGACCGCCGUCUACACCAUCAUGGACUACUGGAUCUUUGGAGAGACCCUCUGCAAGAUGUCAGCCUUCAUCCAGUGCAUGUCGGUGACGGUCUCCAUCCUCUCGCUUGUCCUUGUGGCCCUGGAGAGGCAUCAGCUCAUCAUCAACCCAACAGGCUGGAAGCCCAGCAUCUCACAGGCCUACCUGGGGAUUGUGCUCAUCUGGGUCAUUGCCUGUGUCCUCUCCCUGCCCUUCCUGGCCAACAGCAUCCUGGAGAAUGUCUUCCACAAGAACCACUCCAAGGCUCUGGAGUUCCUGGCGGAUAAGGUGGUCUGUACCGAGUCCUGGCCACUGGCUCACCACCGCACCAUCUACACCACCUUCCUGCUCCUCUUCCAGUACUGCCUCCCACUGGGCUUCAUCCUGGUCUGUUAUGCACGCAUCUACCGGCGCCUGCAGAGGCAGGGGCGCGUGUUUCACAAGGGCACCUACAGCUUGCGAGCUGGGCACAUGAAGCAGGUCAAUGUGGUGCUGGUGGUGAUGGUGGUGGCCUUUGCCGUGCUCUGGCUGCCUCUGCAUGUGUUCAACAGCCUGGAAGACUGGCACCAUGAGGCCAUCCCCAUCUGCCAUGGGAACCUCAUCUUCUUAGUGUGCCACUUGCUUGCCAUGGCCUCCACCUGCGUCAACCCAUUCAUCUAUGGCUUUCUCAACACCAACUUCAAGAAGGAGAUCAAGGCCCUGGUGCUGACUUGCCAGCAGAGCGCCCCCCUGGAGGAGUCGGAGCAUCUGCCCCUGUCCACAGUACAUACGGAAGUCUCCAAAGGGUCCCUGAGGCUAAGUGGCAGGUCCAAUCCCAUUUAACCAGGUCUAGGUCUUCUCCCUGCCAUGUCCCUUACCAGGCUCUUCCACUUAGCUAAGUGGGCACACUGCAAGCUGGGGUGGCACCCCAGCAUUCCUGGCUUUCUGGGGUCCAGAUAGGCUGGCAAGAGCUGUUUUUGCAUCCAUUUGCAUCGUGAAGACUGGCAUUUUGAUACUUCAGCUGUUUGUUCCUGGGAGAAUUCUGAGCACAGAUUCCAGAGGUCACAGUAAGCCUUGCAGCUUGAGCUGAAAGAUGCCAGAGCCGGAGAUGUCUGCUGGCAGCAGGCAGGGUUCAUUCUGGUGACACAGCAACAGAUGCCUGGCCUGGGAACCCAGGGAUUUCACCUCCACCAGUGAGACCACGGGGCCACUGUGGGGUGAGGGAAGGUGUGCUUGGAGUCAGAGCUCUAGACCUUGGUCAACUCUUCACCUCUGUGAGAGAUGGUGUGUGGAGGCGCUUCAGAAGUAAAGAAUUCUGUGGAUGCAAAGCAGUGGGAUUACUGUUAGAUCAUUAGCGCAUCCAGCUGAAGAGAAUAGAUGCAGUAGUCUUGGCUUACAGCCCUCUGCAGCAGGAAUUCCAGGACUCACUUCCUACUCCAACCCUUUUCUCUAUCACUGUGUCUUCCACCUUACAUGGAAAUCAGCCUGCAAGUUCCUCUCCUCGAUGAGAUGGCAAGCGCCUUGCAGGUGAAAUCCAUAUCAUCAUGGGGCUUGUGUCUUACAUGCCAUGGACAGGCCCUGGCACAAGGAGAGAGCUCCAGGGAAGUUUUCCAUGGUGGGUUGAUGGUAAAGGUGCCACUCACUGCUGAAUGUUUGGUGCUGGACAGGAGUCCAGCAUGGGAAGGGGGCCAGGGCUCAGGCUGCUGCAGCCAUAGUCUCCUGCCUGCCCUUCCUUGCCUCCCAGGACCUCAUUUGAUACAGUAGCUGGACCGAGACUCUGUGGCUCUCCCCACUGUUGACCCACUACAGAGGUCUCCAGAACUCAAGGCUAUGGCUGCAGCCUCCUUCACUCUGUGCUCUGACCACUGAGCUGACUUGCCCCAGAUAAUGUGCCACGUAUCUUUCAAAGCUUCCUCAGGGUAUUGGGCAUCCCAGUGGCCUUAAGUAGGAUCAGGGGCAGGGAGUCCUGGGAGUCUAACUUCAUGGGGCACUGGCUGAAAAAAGCAGGGGUCCGCUUCCUCCAGCCAUCCAGGGAAAAAGGAGAAAGGGCUCCAAUGAGUGUGAAUAUCUUACCUUGGGGGUUAUGGCCUAGUCCUCUGGAUGCUGAACCAGGCCCAAGGCUUCAUCUAUGUGUGGACCAGACAGCCUGUCCUUGCAGGGAAAGAAAUGUCAAGACUGCUCCUGGGCUGCAUUGGAUGGGAUGUCUCCGCAUGGUUCUGUUGGCUCAGACUGACCCUCCAGCAGAGUGGACAGUGGCUGGCCUACUAUAGCCUCCCAGGGCAGGGUAUUCAUGUGCUGGAGCCCUGGAAGAGCCUCAUCAUAAGCCGGCAUAGGUUCUGCAAAGGGGGUCUGGCAUAGGGCUCUCACCCCUGACCAAGAACCGGUGGAACUGACGCCCAAGACAAGUGCUCUUUGAGCCAGCAGCUCCCUUCCUGGAGCUGUUUGUCUUAUCGCUUCUUUUGGUCACAUCUCCCAUUCAGUUCCUUUGUUCAUUUUUGUGUUGGAUUUUGGGCAGAUUUCUUGAGCCACUCUCUUGGACACAGCUUGUGCUUGUCCUGUGGUGCCAUCUGCUGCUGGCUGCUCCAGGUGACCACCUGCCAGCGAAGCCCAGGCUCCGGGACCCAUCUAUUUUGUGAAAAGCCCACAUGCACAAAGCAACCCCCAAAUGCCAAAGGAGCCAAGAGACCAAAGAAGGAAGCAGACAAAUCCAGUUUGUUGGUAUUGAGUGAUUUAUUGAGGGAACUUUUAAGCAGAAGGGCGGUCUCAGGUGGCCACAAGACAGGCAGAUCUCUGCACUGUUACUCUCGGACCCAAGGCUUAUAUACCAAGGGAAAAGGAUAUACAUGCUCCAGCAAGACAGUGAAAGGUAGUGUGCCAGAGCAGGCAAGAACACCAUGUGCAUCAUAGCCCAGAAUUUGCAUGAUAACAUCAAGCUUGCUUUGAUCUAAAAGCAGGAGUACAUAUUCUUACACUCGGGACAGUAAAUAAAGUAGGAGUCAGGAGGCAUUCAUGGGACUGGGGCUAAUCAGAAGUCAACAUGGGCAAAUUAGCAUCCAAGAUGGAGUCACUUUUGUCUUCACAUCACCCCAGAAAGAUGUCAUUGUUCAAGCUUCCCAAGGAAUUGGGGGCCUCAGGCCCCCCUGGAUCCCAUGCAAGUGCCUGGAGUUGCUUCUCAUUAUUAGUCUCGAUGGUGCCAAGAUGCUGGGGACAAAGAUGAUUUCGGGUGCAGACAUGCUUGAGGACGGAGGGCCAGGCUAGGCCUCUGGGGAAAGUGUUUGGUGCUAAGAAUUGGGGUAGUGGGUAGAAGCCUCGUCGAAUGUGUUCUGUGCCCCAGCAUCACCUGGAGCUUGUAGAUAUUCAGAGUCCUUGUUGCCGGCCCAGCUCGAUUGAAUCCAAAUCCAUGUUUUAUCAGGAUCCCAGGUUAAUUGUGUGCACAUUAAAGUUUGAGAAGCUCUGCUCUAAGAAACAGGUUGCCCUGGAGCCUAGAGACACUGGGUAAGCACCUGUAGACACCCAUCCUAGUUCUGGGAACGUCUCUAAAAUUGUUAUUGCUGAAAAGGUGCAUUCAGUUUUGGUUGUCUGUCUCAUCUCUGGCUGCAUGUGGUCAUAUUUUUUGUGAGGCUUUUUCAUUCUUUUGAUAAAUAUUUGCCAUGUGCAUAGUUUGCAUAGAUAUGUUCUUAGUGAACAUGGCUUUUUGUAUUCUGCUCUAUUUCACUUAAAACUGUAUCAUCAACAGUUUUUCAUCUUGCUGGAUAUCUUUUUUUUUUUUUUUUUUGAGAAGGAGUUUCACUCAUGCUGCCCAGGCUGGAGUGUAAUGGCACGAUCUUGGCUCACUGCAGCUUCUGCCUCCCGGAUUCAAGCAAUUCUCCUGCCUCAGCCUCCUGUGUAACUGGGAUUACAGGUGCCUGCCACCACACCCAGCUAUUUUUUUUUUUUUUUGUAUUUUUAGUAGAGAUGGGGUUUCACUAUAUUGGCCAGGCUGGUCUCGAACUCCUGACCUCAGGUGAUCCGCUCUGCUCUGACUUCCAAAGUGCUGGGAUUACAGGCAUGAGCCACCGUGCCCGGCCUAGAUACCAUUUUUGAUGGCCGCUUACAAGUGUAGAAACUGCCCCAGUGAAAGCCAGUACCCCUCAGUAUCUCUAGC